GAGUCUUCAAGUUUGUCUAUGCUUAUACAGUGGGCUCUUAUAUUACUAUGUAUAGAUAGUAGCCAUAGUACUGUGUUUGAACAUCAUUUUACAAAGUGAAAGUCUUUAACAUGAGCUUGAGCAGGAAUAACAGACGGUUUGUGGUGUAACGGAAAACUGACAGUCAAUAAUGGGGAGACACAUGAGUGCUCCCACAUGAACAAUUUUAAAAUGAUGGGACUAACUAUAAUAUUUUAAUUUUUUAUUUUUUUUUAAUUGUGUUUAGUUUGGCCCAUCAUUUUAGAAAAUGCUUAAUAUACAGAGAACUUGCAUCAGCUGUACUACAUAACUUUAAACUUUUUAAUAGGCGCCGUAUAACUUGGUACAGCCUUUAAGUGGUUCCAGCAGGGACAUGAUGGCGACUCCUCCCUCGUGCUCGCUCCCUGGAACAGAGCUGCUGGAGCGGGUCCUGGAGAGGCCUGCUCUGGUGGUGGUGGAGGAGCCCAAAGACCGGGGCAUGAGGUUCCGCUAUGAGUGUGAGGGCCGGUCAGCUGGGAGCAUCCUGGGAGCGUCCAGCACAGAGUCCAGCAAGACUCAGCCUGCUAUAGAGAUUCAGGGUCCUAUUGAUCACAUCAAGAAGGUGAAGAUUACAGUUUCUCUGGUGACCAAAGACAUCCCACACCGGCCCCACCCACACUGCCUUGUCGGGAAAGAUUGUCCUCCUGGUUCAGGGAUCUGCGUAGUUACAUUUAAUCCUCAUGUCAACCGCAGACACAGUUUUGCCAACCUUGGUAUUCAAUGUGUGAGGAGGAAAGAGUUGGAGGCGUCACUCCAAAAGCGGAGAAGUCAGAAUAUUGACCCAUUUCAAACUGACUAUUCGAGGGGUAUUGAAGACAUAGACAUGAAUGCAGUGCGCCUAUGCUUUCAAUGUGAGCUGGAGUGGGAGGAUGGCAAAAAGGACUGCCUCAAGCCAGUUGUGUCAAAGCCCAUCUAUGACAAAAAGGCUACAACCACAUCCCAACUAAAGAUCACAAGAUUAAACCUGGACCGAGGGCCCUGCACUGGCAAGACAGAGGUCUACAUGUUGUGUGACAAAGUACAGAAAGAUGACAUUGAGAUAGUUUUCCGGCGAGACUCCUGGAAAGCAAAUGGAGAGUUUGCCCAAACAGACGUCCAUCGGCAGGUGGGCAUCGUGUUUAAGACACCUCCAUAUCAAGACCAGAACAUCACAGAGGAGGUGGAGGUCAGUUUGUGUCUGCGCCGCAUCUCUGACCAGAUGGAAAGUGAACCGGUAACUUUCAUAUACAGUCCCCGCAACCCAGAUCCUUAUGAGGUUAAACGCAAAAGAAAGAUUAAGUCAGACAUGAGUUUCACAGAAAGAGCGUGUACAUCAGAGAAGAACGCCUCUACUACAGACCCCUUCCAGAUUUCACCAAACCCUCCUGGAUCAACUCCAUCCUCAGAGGAGCACCUUCGGUUGCAGCCUGGCCCGUUUCAGGCAGAAGUCUGUUGCAUGGAAGCCCAGUGCUCCAACAUGGCCCCUGACGAGGCGUCUCUCAUCAAUCAGCUAAUGGAGAUGCCUGGAUUUAUGGACAUAUUUUCUGACCCAAGUUUUUCCUCACUUCCUUCUGGUUUUGACCAGGGGCCUGAGGCUAGCACCACCUUCACAAACCUGGACAUGAACUCUGGUCCAUACUUCCAGGACUUUUCUCAUUAUAAUGAUUUACAAUUUAACAUGCUGGUCAAUGAGAAUCAGACUGCUUCAUCUGAGAUGGUCCAGGUGAAGACUGAAGAUGAGCUAUGAUGUGACAAUCACAAAACUCACACAAACAUUACACUCAACUGAGAAUUAUAGAAAAUUGUGCUAGUAUCUACAAUUAUAUAGUAGCAUCUAAAUUACCUGUCAACAAAGAUUAACUGGCACUCAACCAGAUGAAUAGAAAGCACUUUAUUGGAGAAUUUUGCCUGUAUGUAUACAUGUAUGUUUUACCCAUUAAACUGCAAGUAGACUUAACUUAAACCUAGCCUUGCUGGUCAAGGUCUUACCAGUCGGCACCGUAACAACAUUCCUGUUUAGGAUGUUCUGUGUAAGCACAGCUCUCAAGAGUAAUCUGAGCAAGACGGACUUUUGGUCAGUAUGAGAAAUAAAACCCUCUUGAUCUGGAAAUAACUGUGACAGAAAAACUGGUGUUUGAGGUUUGUUGCCAGGCUGUCUUCAGAAGAAUGAGAAGUACAUUACAAUACAAUGAAAAAAAUUGUCUUUGCCUUAUCACCCUGCAGAUGUAAGUGUGCUUUUUGUUUUUUGUGCCUUUUCUAAUGAGCUUCAAAGUCACACUUGACUCAAUGCUUAUUUAAAACAACUCAUGUCUUACCUGGUACCGAUUAUUAUUGUAUUGUUAUUGCUUGUGGUAGAAACACUAGUUCAGCAUUUAAAUGGAAAACGGUAGUAUCUCUUAUUGCUUUGUUCUAGUCUGAAACCACAAAACAUCAAUAAAAUGUGUAAACCAGUAAA
This is a messenger RNA of Boleophthalmus pectinirostris (great blue-spotted mudskipper), 2491 nucleotides long. RefSeq names its product v-rel avian reticuloendotheliosis viral oncogene homolog B (gene relb). Gene Ontology annotation, biological process: regulation of transcription by RNA polymerase II; non-canonical NF-kappaB signal transduction; canonical NF-kappaB signal transduction. Bases 392 to 1783 code for a protein of 463 amino acids. The transcript has 8 exons. The record is from RefSeq and is a predicted model, not a curated record. Gene Ontology annotation, molecular function: RNA polymerase II cis-regulatory region sequence-specific DNA binding; DNA-binding transcription factor activity, RNA polymerase II-specific. Gene Ontology annotation, cellular component: cytoplasm. NCBI's taxonomy places the organism in Eukaryota, Metazoa, Chordata, Actinopteri, Gobiiformes, Gobiidae.